Sorex fumeus (smoky shrew) is the source of this 4088-nucleotide messenger RNA. It is a transcript of the gene WDR17, whose product is annotated as WD repeat domain 17. Gene Ontology annotation, molecular function: protein binding. The coding region runs from base 46 to 3990 and encodes 1314 amino acids. NCBI's taxonomy places the organism in Eukaryota, Metazoa, Chordata, Mammalia, Eulipotyphla, Soricidae. The transcript has 30 exons. The record is from RefSeq and is a predicted model, not a curated record.
UUCUGAUGCCGUUUCCAAUUGCCUUGAGUAAAGUAGGAACAUUCUAUGGCUUGGAUGACUUACAUUUCAAAUUGGUUUGAGCAAGAUGAUUGGUAUGAAGGACUACAAAGAGCGAACAUGUCGCAGGUCAGACAAGUGGGCCUGCUGCCUGCCGGGUGUCAGCCCUGGAACAAAGAUGUCUGUGCUGCCCAUGGAGACAGGUUCGCCUAUUGUGCUACCUUGGCCAUCUAUAUCUAUCAGUUGGAUCACCGUUAUAAUGAAUUCAAACUUCACGCAAUUAUGUCUGAACAUAAAAAAACAAUCACAGCUCUCUCUUGGUGCCCACAUAACCCUGAUCUGUUUGCAAGUGGCAGUACCGAUAAUUUAGUGAUCAUUUGGAAUGUUGCAGAACAAAAGGUCAUUGCUAAACUGGACAACACAAAAGGGGUGCCCGCCUCUCUUAGCUGGUGCUGGAAUGCAGAGGAUGCUGUGGCCUUCGUUUCCCACAGAGGCCCCCUCUUCAUCUGGACCAUCUCAGGCCCAAACAGCGGUGUGUCUGUGCACAAGGAGGCUCAUAGCUUCUUGUCUGACAUCUGCAUGUUCAGAUGGCACCCUCAGAAAAAGGGGAAAGUCGUGUUUGGACAUAUUGAUGGAAGUCUAUCAAUUUUUCAACCAGGUAGCAAAAGCCAGAAACAUGUCCUGAGACCUGAGUCACUUGAAGGGACCGAAGAAGAGGAUCCAAUUACAGCCUUGGAAUGGGACCCAUUAUCCACUGAUUAUCUUCUUGUAGCUAAUUUACACUUUGGAAUUCGCCUCCUUGAUUCAGAGUCACUUUACUGCAUAACAACCUUUAAUUUCCCCAGUGCAGCGGCUUCUGUCCAAUGUUUGGCCUGGGUUCACAGUGCCCCUGGGAUGUUUGUAACUGGUGAUUCUCAAGUGGGUGUCUUGCGCAUUUGGAAUGUUUCCAGAACAACACCUAUUGACAAUUUUAAAUUAAAGAAAACAGGAUUUCACUGCUUGCAUGUACUCAGUUCUCCCCCAAGGAAAAAAUUUUCUCUCCACUGUCCGACCAAAAAUCAUUAUACAUCUUCAACAAGUGAGGCAGUUCCACCUCCGACUUUGACUCAGAACCAAUCAUUCUCCCUUCCCCCUGGCCAUGCAGUUUGCUGUUUUUUGGAUGGUGGAGUUGGACUUUAUGAUUUAGGAGCCAAGAAGUGGGAUUUUCUUAGGGACUUGGGACACGUGGAAACAAUCUUUGACUGCAAAUUCAAACCUGAUGAUCCCAAUAUUUUAGCAACUGCUUCAUUUGAUGGCACCAUCAAAGUUUGGGAUAUAAACACAUUAACAGCCAUAUAUACUUCCCCGGGUAAUGAAGGAGUUAUUUAUUCUAUUUCAUGGGCUCCAGGUGAUUUAAAUUGUAUUGCUGGUGCAACUUCCCGAAAUGGUGCUUUCAUUUGGGAUGUUAAAAAGGGCAAGAUGGUACAGCGGUUUAAUGAGCAUGGGAAAAAUGGAAUAUUCUGCAUUGCCUGGAGUCAUAAAGAUUCCAAGAGAAUAGCAACGUGCAGUGGUGAUGGCUUCUGUAUCAUUCGAACAAUUGAUGGUAAAGUGCUACACAAAUACAAACAUCCAGCUGCGGUGUUUGGUUGUGACUGGAGCCAAAACAACAAAGACAUGAUAGCAACUGGCUGUGAAGACAAAAAUGUCCGUGUGUAUUAUGUAGCAACCAGCUCUGAUCAACCUUUGAAAGUGUUUAGUGGCCACACCGCCAAAGUCUUCCACGUGCGAUGGUCUCCGCUGAGGGAGGGGAUUCUCUGCAGUGGCUCUGACGAUGGUUCUGUUCGAAUUUGGGAUUAUACUCAAGAUACGUGCAUAAAUAUUCUGAGCGGCCACACUGCACCAGUGAGGGGAUUGAUGUGGAAUACCGAGAUUCCAUAUCUGCUCAUAUCUGGCAGCUGGGACUAUACUAUAAAAGCCUGGGACACUCGAGAAGGGACCUGUCUGGAUACGGUAUAUGACCAUGGUGCAGAUGUAUACGGGUUAACCUGUCAUCCCAGCCGCCCUUUCACGAUGGCCUCUUGCUCCCGUGAUUCCACAGUGAGACUCUGGUCAUUAACACCUUUAAUUACGCCUUUAUAUAUAAAUAUUCUGGCAGACAGAUCUUGGGAAGAAAUCUUCGGGAACACUGACUAUGCUAUUGAACAAGGUACGCCUCCUCUACUGUGUGGUAAAGUGUCAAGAGAUAUUAAACAAGAAAUAGAGAAGUUAACCGGUAAUUCUCGAGUGAAGAAACUAAGGUGGUUUUCAGAAUGUUUAUCACCUCCAGGCGUCAGUGGCAAUUUAUGGAAUUUAGUUGCUGUAAUCAAAGGGCAAGACGAUAGCUUACUUCCUCAUAAUUACCGAAAAGGAAUAAUGCAUUUGAAACAUCUGAUUAAAUUUAGAACUUCUGAAGCCCAAGAGCUAACCACUGUCAAGAUGUCUAAAUUUGGUGGUGGCAUUGGUGCCCCAACUAAAGAGGAGAGACUGAAGGAAGCUGCUGAAAUACACUUGAGGCUAGGACAAAUUCAGAGAUAUUGCGAGCUUAUGAUUGAACUGGGAGAGUGGGACAAAGCCUUGUCAAUUGCACCAGGUGUCUCUGUGAAAUACUGGAAGAAAUUAAUGCAGAGGAGAGCUGAUCAAUUAAUCCAGGAAGAUAAGGAUGAUGUUAUUCCUUACUGCAUAGCUGUUGGUGAUGUGAAAAAAUUAGUCAAUUUUUUUAUGUCAAGAGGUCAACUUAAAGAAGCUUUGCUUGUUGCACAGGCUGCUUGUGAGGGGAACAUGCAAAGCAUACAUGUCUCUACACCCAAAGGACCUUCAUGUUCUGAUGAGACCUACAAGGAAGAUUUUAAUGAACUCCUGCACCAAGUGAGUAAAGAACUGGCAGAAUGGUAUUUUCAGGACGGCCGGGCAGUGAUGGCCGCAUGUUGCCACCUAGCUGUAGAUGAUAUUGAGCUUGCUAUGGCAUACCUGAUUCGUGGGAAUGAACUGGAGUUGGCCGUCUCUGUGGGCACAGUCCUAGGAGAUUCUGCCGCAACAGCAACACACUAUGCCCUAGAAUUAUUGGCAAGGAAAUGCAUGAUGAUUCCAACAUGCUUUCCAUCUGUUGGAUACAGGAACUUGGCAGCUGAUCUUCUUCUAAUGACUCCUAAUAAUGAACUACAGUUAGUAAAACUUUGUGCUUUUUAUCCAGGAUGUACAGAAGAGAUUAAUGAUCUUCAUGAGAAGUGCAAGCUUCCCACAGUAGAAGAAUGCAUGAAGUUAGCUGAGUUAGCUCAUGCAGAUGGCAAUAUAUUUGAAACUGUAAAGUAUUAUUUAUUAAGUCAAGAACCAGAAAAAGCUCUUCCAAUUGGUAUUGACUUCAUAAAAGAAUACAUUAAUAGUUCGAGCUGGACUUUGGAUACCAUUUACCCUGUUCUGGAUCUCCUGAGUUAUAUUCGUACUGAAAAAUUAGUCUUGCAUUCAUGUACUGAAGCGCGAAAUGAAUUGCUCAUAUUAUGUGGUUAUAUUGGUGCAUUACUGGCAAUCAGAAGACAGUACCAGAGCAUUGUCCCAGCUCUCUAUGAGUACACGAGUCAGUUAUUAAAACGUCGGGAGGUGUCAGUACCAUUAAAAAUUGAACAUCUUUCUGAGGAAUUGGAUGCAUGGAGAGCUUGUACACAGUCCCCUGAAAGGUCAUCAGGAGACUCUCCAGGUACACCCCCUUCUAAUUCACAAAGAUUGCUAUAUGCCACUUUAUUAAAGAGACUGCAGGAAGAGCCACUCAGGGAAAUUGUCGGACCAGACUAUGUCACCGGGUCGAAUCUUCCAAGUCAUUCCGAUAUUCACAUCUCUUGUCUUACAGGAUUAAAAAUCCAGGGCCCUGUAUUUUUCCUUGAAGAUGGGAAGUCUGCUAUCUCACUGAAUGAUGCUUUGAUGUGGGCAAAGGUGAAUCCAUUCUCACCUUUAGGGACUGGAGUUCGACUCAAUCCUUUUUGAUAGAAGUUUUUCACCUUCAUGCUUAAUUAUUUUUGUAAAGAAGUACUUUUAAGGGUUAGUAUUCGCUUAUCCUUUGUUGCCUAAAGCCAAAGGUUGGA